Messenger RNA from Juglans microcarpa x Juglans regia, 2103 nucleotides. Its product is annotated as protein GRAVITROPIC IN THE LIGHT 1. The record is from RefSeq and is a predicted model, not a curated record. NCBI's taxonomy places the organism in Eukaryota, Viridiplantae, Streptophyta, Magnoliopsida, Fagales, Juglandaceae. The transcript has 3 exons. Gene Ontology annotation, biological process: response to red or far red light; negative gravitropism. Bases 356 to 1759 code for a protein of 467 amino acids.
UUUUCUUUGCCCCUCGAGCUCUGUUCUUCCCCUCUCUCUCUCUCUCUCUCUGACACGCCAAGACCAAAGCCAUUCAAGAUUUCUGCUCCAAAACCCAACUCUCAAACCGGACGGGGAAAAAAAUUCGAAGUAGAGGUAAAAAAAGAUCCGAGGGAUAUGUUUUUGUUCUUCCUCUUCUUCUAGUUCUACUUCAAGUUCCUUCGUAUGGUAACGUAAAGUUGCAGGGUCGUAGAGGUUGCCGUCCGAGGAUCGUUGUGGAGUUGUUUUCGCUCUGUUUUCUUGAGCUUUAAAGUUUCUAUGAAGAGAAGUCGAUAAAAAUAUUUUCUUCGUGCAAUUUUUCGUGAUACUUUUUAAGAUGGAUUCUGUUAAAUCAUCGGACGUGAAUCCUGCUAAGGGUAAACUGGCACGCACCUUUGCUAAAGUUCUUCACCUUCGAGUGGCAACUGGAGUUGCCCCGGUUGAUGGAAAUCAAAAGGUGAAGCCCCAAGAAAAGAUCAAGAAAGACUGGAAUGUUGGCAAGAGUGCAGCCCGAACGGGUAGUCGGUCCCUGCCUUUUGAUAAUGAAGAGGAGCUAGAGAAUAAGGUGGCCUUGCAAGCUCUUCUUGCCAAACUGUUUGCUACCAUUUCAUCCAUUAAAGCUGCAUAUGCUCAGCUACAGUAUUCUCAGUUUCCUUAUGAUGCUGAUGGGAUUCAAGCUGCUGAUCAAAUGGUAGUCUCAGAGUUGAAGAAUUUGUCGGAAUUUAAGCAGAGUUACUUGAAGAGACAGUUUGAUCCUUCACCAGAGAAUGCAAUGCUUUCAGCUGAAAUUCAGGAGCAAAAGAGUGUUUUGAAAACCUAUGAAAUAAUGGGGAAGAAAUUGGAUUCUCAGCUGAGGCUCAAAGAUUCUGAACUUAUAUUUCUGAGAGAGAAAUUGGAGGAAGCCACUAAACAGAACAGGUUACUUGAUAAGAGAUUGAACCAAAGUGGGCAGUUAUAUGUGCUCGACAAUCUUCAGCAUUCAGGCUUGACUCCUACUCAUCUUGUAACAGUUCUCCGGCAUGCAGUUAAGUCCAUUCGAAGUUUUGUCAGGUUGAUGGUGGAGGAGAUGAAAUCUGCUGGUUGGGAUAUUGAUGCAGCAGCAAAUACCAUGGAACCGGGUGUGGUUUAUCUGAAAGAUGAUCACAAAUGCUUCGUGUUCGAGUCCUUCGUUUGUAAGCAAAUGUUCGAGGCUUUCAAUUAUCCAAACUUCUCUCUUCCAGACAAGUCUUUGCCAGAUAAAAGGCACCAACUGUUUUUUAGGCUAUUCAUGGACAUGAAAUCUGGGAAACCAAAGGAGUUUCUUGAGCAGAAUCCUAAGUCAAAGUUUUCAAAAUUUUGCCGUGUUAAGUACUUGCAACUCGUUAAUCCCAAGUUGGAAUCAUCUUUGUUUGGUAAUCUGAAUCAAAGAAACCUCGUGAAAGCCGGGGAAUUUCCAAACACCACAUUCUUUGCUUUAUUCGCUGAAAUGGCAAAGCGAGUUUGGCUGUUACACUGUCUGGCCUUCUCUUUCGAGCCUGAGGCCUCAGUCUUUCAAGUUAACAAGGGAUGUCGAUUUUCAGAAGUGUACAUGGAAAGUGUAGCCGAUGAAGCAUUCCUUUCAUCGGAUGACACACCAGAAUCCGAUCCACGGGUAGCUUUCACAGUUGUUCCGGGGUUCAGGAUAGAUAAAACUGUUAUACAAUGCCAGGUCUAUCUCUCUCAAUUUCAAACCAAGGUACCCAAAGAGCAAGCAAAGGUUUGAGAUGUUCGGCCAUUAGUGUGAAAUGGCAUGUCUGGUAGCUGUGGGGUGUAGGUGUUGUGGGGGCGGCGUCCGACUUGAUUAACACCUUCAGGCUGGUUGUCUAUUUAUUUUUCGUUUAUUUUGGUGGCCAUUUCGAAAAGGAAACCGCGUGAACCGUUGGUGUUUGAGGACGACAGCCUUUUGGAACUCUGUCUGUUAACUUUUGUAAUUCAAGGACACCCCCUCCAAUUUUGUUAAUAUUAGGCUAGAAACAGAGAUUGUCCAGCUGUUUCUCCAUCAUUACCAGACAUCUCAUGAUGUAAUAUUAUGUACAUAAUGAUAAAUAGGUACACAAGGUUUUCAUA